AUUAUUAUAUCUUUUCUAUUGACGACGAUACCGAGGGACCAACUGAUGAAAGUAUCAACUCCAUUCACAGUAGUAACAGUCUUAAUACACCUCAUACUACAAACCACAUAUAAUUAAUCCAUGCACUACUCCUUUUGGAGUCAACCAAAGCUACGAAAGUCGAGUGGCGGGACGAGCUACGCAGACGUUUACCGAAGAUCAGGGAACUCUACCUCACAAUCAAGAGGCGAGCACAAAGAAAUCAAAUUGGUUUAUACUAGCUCGUAAAAACGACAUUGGAUAUUGGAAAUUGAAAGCGGCGCAAGGCUCUAAAGUUUACACUACGGUUUCCAUUAAAUGACGUCCGAACACUUAGGAGUUGUUGACGCGCUUCCAUACUUCGAUAAGGGAUAUGAUGAUCCUGGAAUAAGAGAAGCCGCGGCUCUUCUAGUCGAAGAGGAGAUGAAACGAUACAGGCCGACAAAAAACUAUUUGGAACACCUUCCCUCUUUAUGUGGACCGAUUCAAAUGAAGUUCGAAACGGAGGUGAUGAAAGCUGAGUUUGACAGGCUUUCCAACCGUCUACCAAUGGAAAUGUUAAGUAUGAAACGUUACGAGUUGCCACCGCCCCCUGCUGGAAAAAUGACCGACGUGAAAGCUUGGCAAGACGCAAUGGAGAAUGCUGAAGCACAGUUAGAACAUCAAGCAACAAGAAUUGAAAAUCUCGAAUUAAUGGCAGAAUACGGAUGCAAUGCUUGGAAACAGUACAACAAUGUAUUAGAAAACUCUUUGCAAAUUUACGAGAAAGAACUCUUGGAAAUAAGGCGAAAAAUUCAGGAGAUAAAUUGGCGUCGAAAACAGGAACAAACGGCUGCUGGUAAACACCUCAAAGAAUUAGAAGAGACUUGGGUUAGCUUGGUUGGCAAGAAUUAUGAAAUUGAACAGGCAAUAUUGGAACUGGAGCAAGCAUUGGGUGUAUUGCCAGAGGAUAUGAAUAGUGAAGACCAGUAAAAUUGUAUGUAAUUGUACAUAGCCAUAAAUAAAAGAUAUCUCAACAUUCUAAUUGAUCGUUUUGGUAACGCACAUGAUAUAUCAAAUCUUUUUAUUUAUUUAUUAUUUUAUUCCUUUACGUUCCCAGUGGAACAGAGGGCUUCAAGCCUUGAA
This is a messenger RNA of Trichobilharzia szidati, 1143 nucleotides long. NCBI's taxonomy places the organism in Eukaryota, Metazoa, Platyhelminthes, Trematoda, Strigeidida, Schistosomatidae. The record is from the annotation of a GenBank genome assembly.